CCACCACCACCAGCACCACAAUCACCACCACCAGCUCUCCUCCUCCCCCCCUCGCUUCUCGCCCCCUCCCUUCCACGCCACCGCAUCGGUGGCGACCAUGGCGACAGCUGCCACCGCCUCCUCCUCCUCGCCCUCAACCUCGUCGUCGGCCAACAGCAGCGCCCGGGAUCACCUGCUGGCGGUGCGACGGCGCACCCCUCACGGCCGACCGUACACCAUCGGGCCGGAUAACCUGCGCAGCCUGUCGGUGCAGGGAGAGGUCGGGGGGUCGCCCUCCGCCUCGUCUUCUUCGUCGGGGGGCCAGCCGGAAGCGGCGGCGAUGGGGCUCCAGAGGGCCAAUAGCGACACGGAUCUGGUGACGUCAGACAGCCGCUCGUCACUCACGGCGUCCACGUACCAGCUGACUCUAGGACACAGCCACCUGGUCAUCUCCUGGGACAUCAAAGAGGAAGUGGACGCCACCGACUGGAUCGGCCUGUACAACAUCGAUGAGACGUGUGUGGCCAACGUGUGGGACUCUAAGAACCGUGGCGUGAACGGCACCCAGAGAGGACAGAUCGUGUGGAGACUGGAGACAGAACCCAACUUCAUGGAGCCGGAGACUAAGAUCUGCUUUAAAUACUAUCACGGUGUAAGUGGAGCAUUAAGAGCAACGACACCUUGUAUCACCGUCAAGAACCCUGGAGUACCGGUGGGCAGUGAAGGCCAAGUGGCGGACCAAUCAGGCACUGAGCACUGUCGGACACUAGUCAGCUUCACUCUAUCAGGCAUCCGGGCAUCAGGCCUGAAGAAGGGCAUGUUCUUUAACCCGGACCCCUACCUGAAGAUGUCCAUCCAGCCCGGAAAGAGGAGCGGCCUCCCCAAGUUCACCCACCACGGCCAGGAGAGACGAUCCUCCAUCAUCUCCAACACCACCAACCCUGUGUGGCAUGGCGAGAAGUACACGUUCGUGGCUCUGAUGAGUGACAUGCUGGAGAUCGAGGUGAAAGAUAAGUUCUCCAAGAGCCGACCAAUCAUCAAGCGCUUUCUGGGUCAGCUGAUCAUCCCUGUGCAGAGACUUCUGGAGGGGCCGACAGCUGACGAUCAGCCAAUCAGCUACAGCCUGUGUCGUCGCCUCCCUACGGACCAUGUGAGUGGACAGCUGCUGUUCAGGGUGGACAUCACCUCCACCGGACACGAAGAAGCGUCUCCAGAUACAGGUGGAACUAUUUUGGGUGGCGCUGUGAACGGUGACCCCGGCAGUCCCUCUGAUGAUGAAGACCUCCCUCACCCCUCCUCAUCCUCACGCGUCACAUGCGGCCCCUCACCCACAGGCUCUGACGAGGGCUCCCUGUUAGUCAACGGGGCUUGUUACUACGGCGAUGACAGCGUGUGGCGGGAGCCUGGGCAAGCCGGAGAAGAGUAUCUGGCUCCUCCGGCUGUGGGCGGCCACACACACCGGCAGGUGUCACUCAAUGACUACCUGGAUGCCAUCGAGGCUCCCAGGAGCCCCGGGGACAGACCUCUGGUGGGGCCUUCACCAAAACUGCGCUCCAGCUUUCCAACAGACACUCGGCUCAACGCCAUGCUGCACAUAGACUCAGAUGAGGAUGAUGAGACGGCAGGACAGCAGAGGGACCAAUCGCAGGAGGCGAAGACUCAGCAGACCUCAGACUCAUCAAGAGGGUCUGCCACAUCUGAGUCUCAACAAGGGAACCAGGGUUCUAAUGGAGAGCCACACGGGCCCACUGGAGCUGGAGCCACAGUAGAGGCCGGUUCCUCUGCUGGAGCUGAGCCUGCUGGAGCUGGAGCAGGAGCUGAAGAAGGAGCAGGAGCUGGAGCUGAGCCUGCUGGAGCUGGAGCUGAGCCUGCUGGAGCUGGAGCAGGAGCUGGAGCUGCAGAGAGUACAGCGGGAACAUCAACUUCUGCUGACUCAGCGGCUGUGAGCGUAGAGGCUGCCGGAGCGUCUGCUGAGGCUGCACACGUCAGCGGAGAAGCCUCCACAGCUUCCAGCUCAGCUCAGGCAUCAGGGGCUGAGGCAGCUGCAGCAGCAGGUCCUGGGGAGUCUGUGGGGGAAUGUACCUGCCAGCCACAGAGCAGCUGGAUGGGUGCAAACCAGGAAGUAUCCUGUGGUCCCUCACUCAGCAGUGGCCCACUAUCACCCAUUCAGGAGGUGGAGACGAGAAAAGAAGUGGCACCAAAGGCGGAGGAGGAAGGAGCAGAGUCAUCGAGCAGCGAGGCAAACGGCCCGGUGACAGCGGACGCUCCGACCAGCAGCAACAUAGCAGAUCAAGGAGGAGGGACGUCUGAAGCUGGUGCGACAGCCAGCGGGGGUGAUGGUCCUGAGGAGCAGGAGGGGGAGGUGUGGAGGAGGAGGCGAUCCAUGCAGGCCUCUGGAGGAGGCGCGGUCCAGAACCACGAGGCGUGCGGGUCCAGAGAGAGCGCGAGGGAUCGUGGUGGAGAGGGAGGUGCCACAGCUCAGGUCAAUGGCCACCAGUCUGUUCGCUCCCUGCCAUCUAUCCGCCAUGACAUCAGUCGUUACCAGAGAGUGGAUGAGCAGCUACCACCUAAUUGGGAGGCUCGAAUCGACAGCCACGGUCGGAUCUUUUACGUGGACCACGUGAACAGAACCACAACCUGGCAGCGGCCCACCGCUCCCCCCGCCCCACAGACCCUCCAGAGAUCCAACUCCAUACAGCAGAUGGAGCAGCUGAACCGCAGGUAUCAGAGCAUACGUCGGACGAUAACCAGUGACAGCAGACCAGAGGAGCAGCCAGCCAAUGAGCUGCCGCCAGACGAGACUGACACGCACCCAUCCAUCCCAGAGCUGCGUAGAGACAACAACGUGGCUCAGUCCGGCUCCAGGUCUCGCCUCAGCCUUCUGCUUCAGUCUCCCUGCGCCAGGUUCCUCACCAGCCCCGACUUCUUCACUGUGCUACAUUCCAACCCUAGUGCCUACCGAAUGUUCACCACCAACACGUGUCUGAAGCAUAUGAUCAGCAAGGUUCGUCGGGAUGCUCACCACUUCGAGCGCUACCAGCACAACAGGGACCUGGUGGCCUUCCUCAACAUGUUCUCCAAUAAGCAGCUGGAGCUGCCAAGAGGCUGGGAGAUGAAACACGACCACACCGGCAAGCCUUUCUUUGUGGACCACAACUGCCGAGCCACAACCUUCAUCGACCCCCGGCUGCCUCUCCAGAGCGCUCGGCCCCCAAGCAUCCUGGCCCACCGCCAACACCUGACACGCCAACGCAGCCACAGUGCCGGAGAGGUCAGCCCCCGACGACUGGUGGGUGAAGACCCUCGUCACACCGGCCCACCCGUCCUGCCUCGGCCUUCCAGCACCUUCACCUCUGCCAGCAGGGGGCAGAGCCAAGAUGUUGUGCCAGUGGCUUACAACGACAAGAUUGUGGCGUUUCUACGACAACCAAACAUCUAUGAGAUUUUGCAGGAGAGACAGGCAGACUUCAACCGGAACCAUUCACUCAGGGAGAAGGUGCAGCUGAUCCGCACAGAUGGAGUGUCGGGAUUGGCCAGGCUGUCGGGAGACGCUGACCUUGUCAUGCUGCUAAGUCUGUUUGAAGAUGAAGUAAUGUCAUACGUGCCUCCUCACGCCUUACUUCACCCCAGCUACUGCCAGUCACCUCGGGGAUCCCCCGUCUCCUCCCCGCAGAACUCACCUGGUACUCAGAGAGCUAAUGCCAGAGCUCCAGCACCCUACAAGAGAGACUUUGAGGCCAAACUGCGCAACUUCUACAGAAAGCUGGAAACAAAAGGCUACGGACAAGGACCAGGGAAGCUAAAAUUGAUCAUCCGUCGUGACCAUCUGCUGGAAGAUGCCUUCAACCAGAUCAUGUGCUAUUCCCGUAAAGAUCUGCAGCGCAGCAAGCUCUAUGUCAGCUUUGUCGGGGAGGAGGGGUUGGACUAUAGCGGCCCUUCCAGAGAGUUCUUCUUCUUGGUCUCCAGAGAGCUGUUCAAUCCUUAUUAUGGUCUGUUUGAAUACUCUGCCAACGAUACCUACACUGUCCAGAUCAGCCCAAUGUCCGCCUUCGUAGACAAUCAUCAUGAAUGGUUCCGGUUCAGUGGUCGUAUUCUAGGUCUGGCUCUGAUCCAUCAGUACCUGCUGGACGCUUUCUUCACCAGGCCCUUCUAUAAAGGCCUGCUGCGCAUUCCAUGUGACCUGAGUGACCUGGAGUAUUUAGAUGAGGAGUUUCACCAGUCCCUACAGUGGAUGAAGGACAACGACAUAGAAGACAUGCUGGACCUCACCUUCACCGUCAAUGAGGAGGUCUUUGGACAGAUAACAGAGAGAGAGCUGAAGCCUGGUGGAGCCAACAUCCCUGUGUCAGAGAAGAACAAGAAGGAAUACAUAGAGCGGAUGGUGAAGUGGAGGAUAGAGAGAGGAGUGGUGCAGCAGACUGAAAGCCUGGUCAGAGGCUUCUAUGAGGUGGUGGAUGCCAGGCUGGUGUCGGUGUUUGAUGCCAGGGAGCUGGAGCUGGUGAUCGCUGGCACUGCAGAGAUCGAUUUAUCAGACUGGAGGAACAACACAGAGUACAGAGGAGGUUACCAUGACAACCAUAUAGUGAUCCGGUGGUUCUGGGCAGCUGUGGAGAGGUUCAACAAUGAACAGAGACUUCGGCUCCUGCAGUUUGUGACGGGGACAUCCAGUAUUCCUUACGAGGGCUUUGCUUCUCUUCGAGGCAGCAACGGACCUCGCAGGUUCUGUGUGGAGAAGUGGGGGAAAGUCACUGCGCUGCCCAGAGCUCACACCUGUUUUAACCGGCUGGAUCUGCCACCAUACCCAUCCUUCUCUAUGCUGUAUGAGAAGAUGCUGACUGCUGUGGAGGAGACCAGCACCUUUGGGCUAGAAUGAAACCCUCCAGCCCUCCCCUGGGUUUCCCUCAAGGACUAGCAGUAUCUCUGUGAAGAAAGGCAGCCAUGAUCAAAGCUGGAGGAUGGCUCAAGCACUUGGAUUAAAAGUCUAACAUGUGGUCUUGUAUUUAAAUUAUAAUGAGCUCUAUUUUAUAUCAGAGGCUUUUAAAACCUUGGAACCAGGAAGCUGCACUCUGACAUUUUAAUAUGUCCCAUGUAUAGCGGUAAAGUACUCCGUUUUUUGUUGCACCUGCACAUAUUUCGCACAAACUUAGUCAUACACGCUUUCACCUGUGAGAUGUGACGAAUUUAGACCCACACUGCCUUCUGGACCAGGAUCAAAAGGGCCUGGAUUUGAUCCAUCAGAGACCAGGGUGUUAGGGUUCAACACUAUAGACCAUGUACACAUGAAAGAAGAAGCAACCACUGCCUUCACUGAAAAAACUAAGUGGAUUAAGCCUUUUUUUAAUCUAGUUCUGAUGGACCUUGGAGGAUCUUAAGUCCAGAAUGUACUACUCACUGUAGUACAGCGUCUCUUUGUGGCCUGUUGUUGUAACUGCACCCGUGUAGGUGGUGCAUUUCUCUCUCAAAGCCUUUCCAGGACCGCCUGAAGUAAACUUUUUGGUCAAGUUUGUCGGAUUUUCCACUGAACUUUGCCUGCGGCUGAUUUUGUGAGUCCGGACAGUAGCUUUGGUAUUGUUGCUAUAAGUAUUUUCAUCUACAAGAAAAAAAAGUGCUUUUCUAAUGACGUGGCGGUGACAUGUUGUGAUUUGAAUGUAAGUAAGUUUAUAAUGUAGAUUGUGUGGGAAGGAAUUUUUCUAUCAGAUCUGGCUCAAUUGGCAAAAAACAAAAUUGGCUACCGCUUACUUUAAGUUAAUAUGUAGAUGAGUUACAUGCAACCAUAUCAGUUACUUUGAUUGUAUUUAAAACUAGCUUUUAUUCAGGUCUAAGUUUGUUGAAACUAUUCUACUCUGAAGAGCUGGCAACUGAAAGAAAAUUGUGAAUCCAAAUAUACAAAAUCCAUAAAAUAUCCACCCAGUAGUGGUGGAUCCAGAAGAUUUGACAUGGGGUGGCAGGAGGUGUUGGCAGGGUAUACAUGACAAUUGCAGGUACAUUUCCAAAGCAGAGAGAGAAAAGGGGCCAACACAUAACUUCCAGUCUUUCCUACCUCUCACUCUGCUGGCCUUCUCUUCUUUUGUCCCCCUCUUUUCCAUUUGCUGUCCCGUGGCCAAUCCAGCUACUCUGAUCAGGAGGUCACAGGUGGUUCAGGGUGCAGACUGUAAAAAUGAAAGUGGCUAUAAUCAAUGUUUUUAUAAGAGAUCAAAUCAAACACCAACUCAAAGCUCUAAAAAAAAAAAAAAAGAAAUCUACCACCACCUGCUCAGCACCAGUCACAGUUAGCAACUAGCUGGUGAACAUAUUGGAGCAUUUAGCAGCUAAAGAGACAUAUUCCACUCAGGCGUUACUAGAGAGCAAAACAACUUAAAGAGAGUCAUCUGGUGGACAUUCAUACAACUCAAAAUGAAUAUGUUGCUCUGUGAUUGCUGGAUGUGGAAGUAAGCUCUGCUAAAUUCGCCAGCUUGUUUCUGCUGCCCCCAAAUGGUCAAAAAAUGGUAUUGCAGCAGCUUAUUAAAACACUUAAAUUAUGUUCAUCCAACUCUUUGGUAUUAAUUAGGAUUAGAGAUGGUAUUCAAUAGCAUAUUAUUGGAUUAAAAUCCAGUGUCAAAUCCCUUAUUGAAUGUUAUUAUGUUUACCUUUCAACAAAUCUAAUUAGUGAAAGUCGUCCUCUGAAUUGGGACUAGCGAACAAUGUAACUUUCGGCUAAUGGUAUGAUUAUGCACACGCUCUGAUUAUUGAGCAUCAUCAAUAACGUUCUGUUUCUUGCCUGUAUCAGUGCCCCUAUGCCUCCCUUCUAGAUCCACCCCAGCCACACACACCCAGAUCACAGCUGAAAUAUCACCAAGCUCAAUGCAGCUACUGGUGUCAAACAACACAAAACUGGACAUCUGACUCUCAGAUGCCAUUUUAAAAGACCAAUUCUUCAUGAAAUUGUGGAAAAGGACCUAAUCACCCCGAGACAUCCAGUAAUAUCAACUGGCAUUGAAAUGCCUUCUCAGCAUAUUUGCUGUUCCUCAUUAGAAUACAUUUCCUUAUCUUGUUAUUCACAAUAGAACUAGAAGAUUUUUCAAAAAGAAAGCUCCAAAUGAUUGAGCAUGUUCUCUUCUUUACUUACACUUGUGUUGUUGUACAACUUGUGUAUUUGUAUGGCUGAAGUUCACACACACACACACACACACACACACUGUAUAAACAGUAAAAUCUCUUUCUGACAUGAAGAGUUGAGCUCAAGAGUUCAACUCUGACACCAUUUAAUAGUCCUAGAUUUGCACUUGUCAUAAUUUAAAUAUUGCAUUAAUGAAUUGUAUCAACUUCUUAUUAAUGUUUCUGUUAAUUUAAAUCAGGUUGUCUGUUGGAGUUCAUGAGGUGCUUUCAGACCAGAGGCACUUUUUCAUAGUUCUAAGAACAUUGCAGGAACUACUCUUUUUAUUGUAGUUCUUAGAAUGCUAUUUUUAGGGACUUUUUUAGCUCCUACUUCAGGGCGAGUAGGUACUCUUGGAGCACGAGAGGAACCCUGAGUGACAUAAGGGUACAGUGAUUGGUUCAGAUGUAAGUGUACAGUGAUUGGUCAAAUACAUGAGCCAAUAGAGAACUGGCAACCAUCCUUUUUAAUAUUUUUAACACUAGCCUUUUUUUCACAUGUUCCUUUUAUUGAGAAAUCCAACAGUGACAAUUGUAAUCCUUGAAUGGUCAAUUGAUAAUAUGACUGUACACUAAGCUCCUCCCUUUGACAUUAUGUCCAGCCCUGCUACACUAGGGGACUAAGGGACUAAAUCAGACAUAUUUAUUAUUAUUAUUAUUAGCAUGCAUUUUCAGCUUCUUACAAUUCAUGAUAGAUGUUUAUACAUACAUAAUACAAAACCACCACCUUCCAUGUUUUUCAAACUUCACAUUUUCAUUUAACGCAAUCAGACUCCAAAUUCAUCCAAACUUCCUGUGUACUCUUAAUAUUAGCCUUUAUAUUAGAACCAAACUCAUCUCCUCUCCAACUCCGUUAUGAACAUGGAAACCAUGACACACAGCUUCCAUCACAGUGUCCUCCAUAUUGUUUAAUGCAGAAAUAAUGUCGGUUUACCAAUUGCUGGAUUGUAUCACUUGGGUUCCUAUUAACGGUGCAAAUGCAAACAGAAAAAAAGCCCUUGAAGGUAUGUAGUUCUCAAAGAGUCCCCAUAACUAAACUGGUCUGAAAGCACUUAUUGAGAACUGAAAGCAGGCACAGAGUCAACAGUUAAACCCCAUACAGCUCUUGUAAUAGAAAAGCAUGAACGUUUUGUAUAAAACCAAUUUUCAAGGAGCUUGCAGUCAAUCUUUUUCUCUUUCAUGCAUCGAGACAGUUACCGUCCUCUUCACUCAUAUUCCCCUGCACUAUGAAUGUAAGCACGCCUUGUACUGCCACAUGGAACUACAGCUGUCCGCGUUAAGGAUUACACCACUCAAAAGUCAACUGGGUCCUGAGCUAAACCUUUCUCAAGGCCUCAUGUAUGGAAGCCCAUUUACGCCAAGAAAAAGGAAAAGAAUGGAUAAAUAUUAGGCAUGAUAAAAGUACAAACUCUCUUGGUAAAUCUAAAUCUUGACAUACUAGGAUAAAACUAUGGUGAAAUAUGAAGUCUUAGUUAUGAAGGUAAAUCAAAACUCAAUUCUAAAUCAGUAUUUUGAAUUAGUGUGUCAAAAUAUUUCCGUAGUAUAUUAUCUAUCUGACCUAGUAAAAAAAUCCUACCUUUUUUACAUUUUCAACGUAUCUCAUCUCUUAGGAAGUCCUGAAUUUUCAAUGAUUUUUUUGGGCUGAAUUUGACAUUUCAAAAACUUUUAUUUAUUUAGAUCAUGCAUAACAUUUCAUCUAUUUUUUCUGGAUUGUAAUGGGCUUCCACAUAACCAAAGUUACUACAGAUGAGGACUUUUUUGUGAGUAUGCCAUAAAAAAUAAAUAAAAAUGUGCAAAGUCAGGGUACAUUUUAAAUGUUGAAACUGAUUUUGAUAAAGUCCUGGAGCUACAGUUUCCCUUAUUUAUGCUAUUAGAUAAUGGAAGAAUGAAUACAAACGAGCAUUUCUCCUGCUUGAAGUUUUGUUAACUUUCUUUAAAUUUAAUUACAUUUAAAUGUUCACAUUAAAUUUGGAUCAAAUUCCACUCUCGUAUUAAAAGUGUUUAUAUUUUCCCCUCACUGAAUGCAUGCCCUCUGUCUGUCUGACCAGAUUGUACCAAAGUUCUGAGCCUGAAGCGGCCGCCUCACUUCUAACAACCCAACACUAUUUCUUGUACAGUCCACAUCAAUUUUAAAUAUGAAUGUUUGCAGCACUUCUCUCCUAAAAUAAAAUUUACUCUCUCUAUGCAAGCUUUUAUUUCUUCUUUUCAUUUCACUUUGACUGUAAUUCAACAAA
This is a messenger RNA of Scomber scombrus (Atlantic mackerel), 9344 nucleotides long. RefSeq names its product HECT, C2 and WW domain containing E3 ubiquitin protein ligase 2b (gene hecw2b). The transcript is spliced from 30 exons. Bases 98 to 4852 code for a protein of 1584 amino acids. Gene Ontology annotation, biological process: regulation of dendrite morphogenesis. The record is from RefSeq and is a predicted model, not a curated record. Lineage: Eukaryota; Metazoa; Chordata; Actinopteri; Scombriformes; Scombridae. Gene Ontology annotation, molecular function: protein binding; ubiquitin-protein transferase activity.